ACUUGCAAAGACGAGGGCCUGAAGGUGCUCCGCGAAGCACCAAAAGAAGUGCAGAACAUUGAUAUUGUUGCAAUCCAUGGUCUCGGCGCCCAUCCCGACGAGAGCUGGUGUAAGAACGUUGGUACGGCAGAAGAGCCGCAAUGGCGCAACUGGCUCAUCGAGGAUGAUAUGCUACCAGCGGUAGCGCCAAACGCGCGCAUUAUGCGGUAUGGGUAUGCAUCGCUGUGGUUCGGCCAUAUAGAAAUGCGACACGGCAUGGCUCUCAUGGCCGGGCGGUUUCUAAGAGUGUUGAAUCAACAAAGAAAGCGUGCUCCGUUCCGUCCGCUGGUGUUUGUGACGUACGGCUUUGGCGGGCUGAUUGUGCUUGAGGCACUGCUAGAAGCCGAACAGCACCCUGAAAAAUGGCCUGGAAUAUUCUCGUCAAAUACUGGUCUGGUCCUCUUCGGCACGCCGUUUCGAGGCGCCCAGAGGAUGAAGCAGAUGGAGAUCCUCGAGGCAGCGUGGUUUGAGUAUCACGGCUACCAGAUACCGCAGUCAGGCAUUGCCUAUCUACAGGAACUAGCAGGGCCAGACAAACAAGACUCAGCUCGCUUGGUUCUAUGA
Bipolaris victoriae FI3 is the source of this 603-nucleotide messenger RNA. RefSeq lists its product as hypothetical. The record is from RefSeq and is a predicted model, not a curated record. Lineage: Eukaryota; Fungi; Ascomycota; Dothideomycetes; Pleosporales; Pleosporaceae. The transcript is spliced from 5 exons. The annotation marks the transcript as partial.